Haliotis rufescens (red abalone) is the source of this 1406-nucleotide messenger RNA. Its product is annotated as MORN repeat-containing protein 5-like. Lineage: Eukaryota; Metazoa; Mollusca; Gastropoda; Lepetellida; Haliotidae. Bases 104 to 619 code for a protein of 171 amino acids. The transcript has 5 exons. The record is from RefSeq and is a predicted model, not a curated record.
CGUCAAGUGAUGCACGUGAAAAAGAUCUUUUUAGAUUAUCAACAAACGAUUAUCAGCUGAUAAUUUGGCAGUGUUACCGUUUUUGACAAAUUGACAACACACCAUGAAGAUUGUAAAAAUGACUAUCCAUGAUACAUGGAGAAUGGAGGGUAAGGGAACGUAUAUGUUCCCCACUGGAACCCGUUACGAGGGUGAACUGAAAGACAGCAUGUUCCAUGGUAAGGGAACGCUGUUCUUCACCAACGGCAGCAAGUACGAGGCAACAUGGGACAAUGGCUAUGCUGUAGAGGGCAAGUACACAUUCUCGGACGGCCUGGGGUACGAGGAAGAGAAGUGGGAGUACUGUGAUGGCUAUGACAGGAGGUUCUACACUGAAAUCUGCAAUGGACUCAAGCCUGCAGGUCGAUCUCAGCUGACGAACCGUGUCCCCCCACGAGACAUCCCCGAGGGCUGCUACGACUGUGGCGAUGGCUUCUACAAUCCAGUAUCUCGUGUAGUUGUUGAUUAUAACCAAAAGUUCUUAAGGAAUGCAGAUGAUGAUGAACACGACUGGAUCGUGAGGACGUGCAGGAAGGGCUGGGACGAGUACGUGGGCUACACAGCCAAGCCCACAGCGUGAUGCCCUCCAUCCUCCUCGCCCUCCUUCUACACACUCCGUCCAAUCUUUUGUAACAGUUUAUAUUUAAAACUCAACUUGUUGAGGAUUUAGCCCCUUUUAUUUGAGAUAUAUUUAUCUAAACUUUUGAGAGUAAAUUCAUACAAGGUAAUGAGAACCAUUUUACAUCAAAUUUUGUAUAUUUCUACAAACACUUUCAUAAAGUUUCUAAAGUAUUGUGUUCUGUAAAUCACUGUUUUCAUGACUUACAUUUCUUCCAACCCAUCCGUAUCAAGAAAGAGCACACUACCAUAUUUGUAAAUAUGUAUAUUUAUUGGUGUAUGUAUGAACAGAUGAAUAAAUAUUCCCAAAUGUACAAUUAUGUGUUGGUCUUUAUUUCAACAAAUGAUCUAUUCAAGCAAUCAUUGGUGCACAACGUAAGAGCUGGCUUGUCACAAGGCCGUCAGAAUCUCAAUUCAUGGCCUUUACAGUCUAGCGCUUUCCCUGAUGCCAAAAUCCAGUAAAACAUGUGGGAGUCACAAUAACAUCAAAUAUUAGAUAGCUGUGCAAUAAAGAUCAAUGAAGAACGAAGCAUGUUUUUUUUCAUGAUGAAACGUUGUUUCAUCAUGACAUCAUUUCUGGAGAUUUGAACAUGCGCUUGCAACUUCAUGACAUUAUUUUUGAGAGGGAGGUGAGUUGUUACCCAUAGAAGUAUCUGGGCAACACAGAAAAACACAAUGGCCAAAUGAUUGCACCCAAAAGUGGCAACUGGUCAUGGGAGAAAAGGUACCGAUAAUCAACGUGAGAAUUA